Molecule: messenger RNA, 1951 nt
Organism: Clupea harengus (Atlantic herring)
Lineage: Eukaryota; Metazoa; Chordata; Actinopteri; Clupeiformes; Clupeidae
Gene: ccn1l1
Product: cellular communication network factor 1, like 1
Biological process (GO): cell adhesion; positive regulation of cell differentiation; positive regulation of cell migration
Cellular component (GO): extracellular region
Molecular function (GO): heparin binding; integrin binding
Source: RefSeq, a predicted model, not a curated record
CUUCUCUUCUGCCCCCAGGUGCACUGCAGUUGCCCUAAGAAGUGCUCUUGCCCGUCCCCUGCCCCCUCGUGCCCGCCGGGCAUCAGCUCCGUGCUGGACGGCUGCGGCUGCUGUAAAGUGUGUGCCAGGCAGUAUAACCAGGACUGCAGCACGAGCGAACCAUGUGAUCACAUCAAAGGCCUGCACUGCCACCUAGGGGCUGGAGGUGAUCCUGAUCGUGGUCUGUGUCGAGCUGAGGCCCAGGGACGGCCCUGUGAGCUGAAUGGCCGCGUUUACCAGCACGGCGAGGACUUCCAGCCCAGCUGCGAGCACCAGUGCAGCUGCAUGGACGGCGUGGUGGGCUGCAUGCCCCUCUGCCCGCACGCCGUGCCCCUGCCUGGCUGGCACUGCUCCAGGCCUCGUCUCGCCAGGCUGCCGGGCCACUGCUGCGAGGAGUGGGUCUGUGACGACGACAACCGCAUCGAGGAGGAAGAUGCCAGGAGGCCAGACGAGCUGCAGCCUGCCCAGCCGCAGGACCCCGAUCUGGGCAGCAACGAGCUGCUGGUGGCCCCCACCCCCUGGGACUCCACCGCUGGAGCUCCAGAGCAAGAGUGGAUCUCCUCCACCCAAUCACACGCCCUCCUCCCAGCCAAGUGCUUCCUGCAAACCACUGAUUGGUCUCCCUGCUCCGCCAGCUGUGGGAUGGGAGUGUCCAGUCGGGUAACCAAUGACAACCCAGAGUGUCGGCUGGCCAGGGAGACACGUCUCUGUCAGAUUCGCCAGUGUGACAAUGAUAUCAUGCCACUUAUUAAGAAAGGAAAGAAAUGCCAGCGCACUAUGAGGCCUAGAAAGCCGACGAAGAUCUCCUUCUCCGGCUGCUCGACCACACGGAGGUACCGGCCACGUUCCUGUGGUUCUUGUUCCGACGGCCGGUGCUGCGAGCCCUCGCAGACGCGCACCGUGGUUCUGCAGUUCCACUGCGCGGACGGGCGCAAAGACUUUGCGCGCAACGUCAUGUGGAUCCAGCGGUGCAGCUGCAGCCAGAGCUGCGAGCGGCGCGGCCUGGCCUCCUUCCCAGAAUCCCUCAACGUCCCCAAUGACAUCCACACCUUCACCCACUAAACUCUCGCCUUAUUCCCCAGCACUACUGCCUUAAAGGGCCAGCAGGUCUUCAGGGUCACAACUUAUUUUUCUCAUAUAGCUCUGCAAGCUGAGGCAUAUAGAAAUGGCCAUCAUACCAAACAUACUUCAGCCCUGAGAAUGUCUUCUGUUCCAUUGUGGGGCUGGAGCUGACGUGACUAUGGCUAAACAUUAAUCUUAUGUUUAUGAAACUCUGAAUCCCUCAGAAAAAAAAAAGAGAGCGUACGUGUCUGGCCAGUUCCCCUGGUGUAAACUCAAACAAGUGCUGUUUUUCGGUAGAACCUUUCUCUCUGUGAAUGGAUGUAUUUAUAAGCACAGAGAAGCUGGGACACUGACAGAAGAUGAUGGCACACUGAAUCCUCCAUUUUGUCAGUCGUAUAAACACACAGACUAAACACACAAUAGCAGCUCCCAACCCAAUCUAUCUGGAGAGACAUUGUUUAUUCAGUGGACACUUCUGUGGACAAUGGUUGUCCUAAUUUGACAAUUUCUUUUUUUUUCAGACUUUCUGUUUUGUCUAGAUUGUACAAGUGACGGAUAUAUAUGUUACUCCGAGGGCAUAUCUUAGUGGGAUAGAAAGUUGACACAUUCACAAGCCCUUCGUGCAAAAUUUUGAUAAAUCCUAUCAAUGGACCUCCUGUCACACCUGACAGGCAAGAUUCAAAUAUAUGUGGCUUAUAUUUUUAUACAUGAGAUUAUUCACAUUCAUGACCACAUCAUAAGUUAUUUGUCAUAAAGUUAUUUGACUUGUUUGUUUAUUGUAUCUGAAGCAUACUUUGACAUUCUGAAGUCAUCAAUGUUAUUGUAAAAAAAAUGUAAAUAUGUAUUUAUG